Molecule: messenger RNA, 782 nt
Organism: Durotheca rogersii
Lineage: Eukaryota; Fungi; Ascomycota; Sordariomycetes; Xylariales; Xylariaceae
Exons: 2
Coding region: 132-584 (150 amino acids)
Source: RefSeq, a predicted model, not a curated record
UCUAGGUAGGUACCUGGGUAUUGGUCAGCCCUGUUUUCCAGCACGGCCCCCGCACACCUAGGUACCUAGGUACUGGGUACCCAAGGCAGGUCGGACAGAUAAGGUGAAAACGCGCAACUCGUCCUCAAAUCAUGCUACUCUGGUAUCGCGCCAACUCGCUUUUGUUGGUAUGCGGAAAACAAACAGCAACGGGGCUGCAGCGAAGUCGGCGGCGAGCUGAAUCGGCACAUGCGCAUGCCGAUUCCAGCUGCGAGAAGACGCCCCGUGACGAGCGAGCCGUCGGGAUGAGGAGCAUGGGUUGGCUGGUGGUACCGCAGAUCGUGUUGUCGGCCUGUCGUGGUUCCAAUCCGGCCCUCGCAUCAUCACCAUCCAUCGCUCGCUCGCGCACUGAAUCCAUCACGACGGAUCGCAGCUGCGUCCCCCCAUAUCACGUCUUGGCAGUUAUUCUUCAGUCAUCGCGCGGUUCUCGAUCAGGUCUCCCCCGAGGCGUCGAAGUGGUGGCUUACAUAGGUAGCAAGCACCUCAAUCAGGCCGUCUCUGUCCGUCACCACAGCCCUGCAGAAUGUAGGCAGGUACCUAUGUAGGUAGGGUAUGUAAUACGUGAUGGGACUGCUUCGCGAAUCCGGCCAUGUUCAGAGUCUCCAGUUCCUUGCACAUACCUGCAAGAGGCUCCGUGGACCUGCCGAGGCCUGUCUAUAUUCCGUGGCGAUGUUCACCACGCUGUCGUCCCUACGUCUAUUCUUAAAUAACACCCGCGCAGAGCCUCGGCGCAACGUUUACCU